This is a messenger RNA of Saprolegnia diclina VS20, 538 nucleotides long. RefSeq lists its product as hypothetical. NCBI's taxonomy places the organism in Eukaryota, Oomycota, Saprolegniomycetes, Saprolegniales, Saprolegniaceae. The transcript has a single exon. Bases 39 to 431 code for a protein of 130 amino acids. The record is from RefSeq and is a predicted model, not a curated record.
CUCGACGCCAUCAUUUUUACGAACGAGCCAGCAGCAAAAUGGGCAUGCGGAGGCUGAUCGUGGGCCUCGUCGUCGUUCUCGCGCUUGCUCUCGCCGCCGACUUGCCGAGCUGCCAGAGCGACCAGUUCUAUGGCAACUACUUUGCGUCGAUCCAGUCCCACCCGUCGCUGCUGCCGUGCAUGCGCGCCGCCAACAUGACCGACCGCGUCUUCCUCCAGAUGACGCUCUUGGCACCGACGCACGCCCAAGUCGCCGCUUUCUUUGCGAGCGCCGACUGCGAAUCAGUCUUCAACGAGGUCACGCGCGUGUACCGUGAGGUUUUUCCAGCGUCCUGCGCGUUCAACGCCGAUGGGUUGGACAUCAAGGCGCUGGGCGCGCUGACAUUUGAACAGCUCAAGCUCGCGAUGCUCAACGCCACGAUCGCCGUCUAAAAACGAUUCCUCGUUGAACCAUAGUGAUGCUACCUAAUUGUUUGUGUAUAUACGACUAAACUAUCUUGACAGCGUGUAAAAUGACGCCUCCCGCGCCCCUUAUAUAU